UAUACUCAGUGACAGUUGACAGAUGACAAAAACGCAGUUUGUGGUUGUGUGGCUGUUGACAAAUUAAGUUUUUCAUAUUUUCUGUAUUUUAUUGUUCUAGUGGUACAAAAUUUAUCAGUAAACUAUGAAUUAAAUGAGAUAUACAUUUUUACGAUGAUUCUUUCAAAAGCGACCGUUUCUUUGCUAUGCAUCCUGUUAUUGUUGUCGAUUUUUAUGGCUAAUUUAAUGAAUAUUAUAGCAACGGAUCAUAACUUUUAUGUCGAAAACAGAAAUGAAGGGGAAAAUUACACAAAAUAUUUAACUAAAAAGUAUGAAAAAAUUACGGAUACGACGCAAAACCUUAUAUGGUUUCUGCAGAUUUCUGAUAUACACAUCAGUAUAUUUAGAGACCCAGGUAGAAUAUCACAGUUCCAACAAUUCUGUGACAACACCGUGAGGAGGAUCAAACCUUUACUGGUGUUGGCCACUGGGGACCUCACAGAUGCUAAGACCAAAGACAAUCUUGGCAGCACUCAGGUGCGAACUGAGUGGGUUUAUUACCACAACAUUAUAAAAGAAUCUGGUGUGACUGAAGACACAGUUUGGUUAGAUAUAAGAGGAAAUCAUGAUAAUUUUAACAUCAAGAACAUAUUUUCCCAAGAAAAUUAUUUCAGGAAUUAUUCUGUACAAGGAUCUAAUCACAUGAGAUCUUAUGUGCAUUAUGAAGACAAGAAUGGUGUUAAUGUAGCAUUUUUAGGAAUUGACGCGUGUCCAGAUCCUGGACUAAAAAGACCUUUUAAUUUUAUUGGCAUACUUGAUAAACAUGAACAACAAUAUAUACAGAAACUAAAAGCUGAAGCAGAAGCUAAAGCUGACCAUAUAGUUUGGUUUGCACACUAUCCAACAUCAUGCAUUUUGACCCUAGAACAUGACUCCCAAAGAUUAAACUUGCGCGAACUUAUUGGCAGCACUCAGGCCUCACAAGUGUAUGUGUGUGGUCAUCUACAUUCCAUGGGUGGCCUGGUUCCCAAGAUGUAUACCAAGCAGAAAAAAGGUUAUCUGGAACUUGAAUUGGGAGAUUGGAAGGAUAAUAGAAUGUUCAGAGUGGCUGCCAUUGACCAUGGAAUAUUUUCAUUUGUGGACCAGAAACACAAUACAUGGCCAGUUGUAUUAGUAACUAAUCCAAAACAUGCUAGAUAUGCCAUGCCUGGUCGAGAACCCUUGGAUUUGAUUACUCAUUCAACAUAUAUAAGAAUAUUGGCUUUCAGUGAUGUAGAUAUUGAAAGUGUGAAGAUUUCUUUUGACAAAAUAAGCUGGAUGAAAUGUAGGCAUACCCAAGGUCCAUUGUAUGUUUGUAAUUGGUUACCAAACCUGUUCAGUAGUGGUAUCCACUAUUUAAAUGUGGUAGUUAUUGAUGAGUUAGGAAAGGAAGCUUAUGUUGAGCACCAAUUUUCUCUAGAUGGAACUGUUGUUGGUUUUGAUAUAGCAGCCAGAAUAUUACUUAUGUUACACGCAGGAGCAGCAUUCCAGAUGAUGUUUGCUACACUGUUGCUCAUAGCAGUGUUGCCAUUAUUCGUAAUGAGAGUUAUGAAGAAACCUCCAAAGUACAGUCGAAGAUUUGCGCGACAUGUUCUCAGAAGCGUGUGGUUAUUGAGCAAAGUCGAUCGAGUGUUCUAUCCAAUUGUGUUAUAUGCUAUUUAUAUUCCAUUUGGGCCGUGGGCAGUUGGGCAGCUGAUAGAUGGCUACACUGGGGCUAUUUUUGCCUGGGGCAUAAUUAUAAAGGGUGCAUUUUUACCAGAGCCUUUCACUUACAUGUAUGGAAGUGUACAGUUAGUGUUUGUACAAAUACCACUUGUAUUUGUGUUGGCUCAUUCUUUGGAAAUAAGAUUAUUUGGCCAUCAUUUGAGAGGCAUAAGGAAAGUUAUAAAGAACCUACCAUUUGUAUUUUUGCUGUCAAUUCAGAUGUUAUUGGCCUACUUUUUCUGGUUGGAGUAUGGCACAAUGUCAUUUAUGUUUGGCCCAUUAAGAACGUGGAGUAUUGGAUUAAGCAUUAUAUUAUGGUACAAAGUAAUGACCCUGCCACCUGACUAUUGCAGGAAAUUGUCAAACUUGAGUGCGAUACCGUCAUAGUAUUACUAUAGAGACUGGAUAUGUGAUAUGCAUUUAGAAGAAGUCACUACAUAAUUAUAUGAAUACGAUCAAUAUUUAUAGGGGUGUAAAUUUUAAUAACGUAAGUCACAUACUUAUGCAUUCGUUGAUGGAAAAUUAUGUGAAAUUAUUUUGUGACUGGAGUAUUCUACGAUUUAUUCUUCUGUGAGCGUGUAUACUAUACCUUUGUAUUGUCCAAAUCGUUGUCUGCGUCUAGUGCUGUCAUGAGCUUAUUAGCUGGUUUUGACCGUCAUGAUACGUACUAUUUUUAAAUUAGUCAUUCAUAGGUGUCGUAAUUUGUGUAUGUCGCCUGUGAUGUAUUUAUUUCCACCAAAGAUUUUUAGUGACUUUCCAAAUUAAGACAAUUUAAUUAUUAAUUUCGUUUAAUUCGAGUAGCACGUUAGGCUAUACUGUUGUAAAGAAUACAUUUGAUUUUACGAUGUAUCUACAUGCAAGACCAAGAUAUAGAAUAUUGAUUUCAAUAAAAAUGUAUUAUUAUAUAUAAAAUUACUAAUUAUUUUAAUGAGCUUAAAAUAAGCUUUAUUUAUGAGUACGGAAUUGGUGCUUAUAAGUAUAAGGCUUUUUAGUAAGCUGACAAUAAAACACAAUUCAUAUUAUAAGAUAAUAUAUUUAUUCCAUAUAAAAAGAAGCAAUUAUCAUUCAUAUCUACAAAAAGCUUAUUUUUGUUACAAAUCUUUUGAAAUUGAAGGCUGUGUUUAUUUAAUUCAGAUAUUUACAUUUUGUACUUAUGGUAGAAGAAUGUAUAUUGAGACUAAAUACAACAAUAGGAAUAUGCCUACCUAUCUCGACCAGCGUUGACUCUUAGUACUAACUAUAGAUAGGUAUGCUUGUUUUAUAUAUUCAGUUUAUAACAAAGUUUUUACAUUUAGGGCGAAAGUUCGUUAAUUUCAAUCAUUACCUUUCGUAUAUAAAAUAUUUUUUUACAUAUGGCAACAUUUUUUUAAUAGGGUUGAUUUCUCGGAUUUUCGCGUCUAGUCAGUUGGCUUGGCGUCUAGUCGCUGGUAUUUAUGGCUGUUGCUUUACCAGCGAGCGUUCCCCGGGAAAUAUAAGAUUACAAAUUCGAUUUCGAUUAUUUAAUUACACCAUAAGUAAUACAUAUAACGAGCCUUAGUCUGUGUAAUUACAGAUUCGAUUUUACUAAUUUGUAAAAAAAAAUUACAGUUUGUAACGUUACAUGUAGGUAUUGCUCGAAUCUGUAACAUACUUUACAGGGGAUUGCUGCGUACAAGUAGCGCAAAGUAACGCUUGGUUUUGUUCCCUGUUCAAAUAAAGUGGUUGGAUGUAGGUUUCAUUGAUUAGAACGCCAUUCUAAAGCUUUGCCUUAGCCUCCCCGUUACAGCUAUCCGCCAAUCACAAUGGCUGACACUGUCAGCCUGACAGUAAACAAUAUGAAAAUUAUUUUUGAGGGUUCCGUAACUCAAAAAGGAACUCCUAUUUCAAAGCAUGUCACGAUUUUAUAGAUUAUGCUUUGUGGUCAAUGUUUAUAACUGUUGUGAUAUGUUUUAAAUUUACUAUUAUUUAUUAGUAUAGAGCAAGCAAUCCUGCACGGAGCAAGCAAUCAUGGAAUGAGGCUGCAAAAGAAAGUACCUAUUCAAAGAAGGUACUCAUGAGUAAGUCUGUACCUAACGGUAGACUACGAGUGCAGUGGAUUCAGUUAGAAAUGUUUACGUAUUAUAUCUAUCGCUUAAUAGUUCUAGUUAUGAAUGACUUGGAUUAGAACAGCGC
Messenger RNA from Pectinophora gossypiella (pink bollworm), 3873 nucleotides. Its product is annotated as transmembrane protein 62-like. Bases 154 to 2109 code for a protein of 651 amino acids. The record is from RefSeq and is a predicted model, not a curated record. Gene Ontology annotation, molecular function: hydrolase activity. The transcript is spliced from 5 exons. Lineage: Eukaryota; Metazoa; Arthropoda; Insecta; Lepidoptera; Gelechiidae.